Erpetoichthys calabaricus (reedfish) is the source of this 1297-nucleotide messenger RNA. RefSeq lists its product as uncharacterized. The transcript is spliced from 7 exons. The coding region runs from base 399 to 1271 and encodes 290 amino acids. Lineage: Eukaryota; Metazoa; Chordata; Cladistia; Polypteriformes; Polypteridae. The record is from RefSeq and is a predicted model, not a curated record.
UUACCAUGAGGAAGCGCCAUCUAUAUAAGUAGUAAAACUUAAAAAACAGGAACUUACUUUUUAUACAUCUGCUCAUAAAUGAGAACCUGUUUACUUUUACUUGUCUAUCAGACAUAUUUGUAGCUUGUGCCAAACCAUAUCUCACUUCUCUUCAUGAUGUGGUGCCCUUUUUAACCUCUUCUUUACAAUCGUCAGUCAACGCAAACCCGAGUACAGGCAGUUGUCUCCGCUCACACGAAGUAACAAGGAGCAGAACACGGACAACUGGAUCAGAGGACGAGAUCAUCCAUUGUGCGUCUAAGAAUUUAAACAAAAUUUCAAACAAUAACGGAGACUGAGGACCAUUUUGGAGGAGCUUGGACAUUUUAUGAAGAGAUCAGAUUAUUAACUUAUUACAAAUGGGAUUGAGAAAGACAAUCUGGUUACUUGUUGGUCUCCUCUUCAGCGCUCCCAUCCAGAUCACCCCACUUGAACAGCAAUGCCAGGCACAGCAGUCCGCUUGCCUCGAUGACAGCUUUGUGCUGCAGUGUAACGUCCCAGAGCUGCAUGGUAGGAAGGCGAUGUACGUCUCCUGGAAGAAACAGGACAGAAAGUUAGUAGAGUACUCCAGAGGUGAGAGCGGCACAAAGACGUCCGGGUGGACCGGGUAUCACCUGAAUCCAGGAUGCUUUGGUCUGGGAGACAUCUCCCUGGGCAUCAGCAAGGUGAAUGAUUCGGAUGCUGGAAGCUACCAAUACAACGUGGAAACUGACAAAGGGAGAUACCAGGGAAACGUCGAGCUCCAUGUCUGUAUGAACUUAGUAGUAGAAUGUAAACAACCACGUACCACUAUAGAGAAAGGAGACGCCAUCAUCACAUGCCAGACUGGAAAGCUCUGCGGAGAAAAGCUGAUCAACGUAACGUGGACUAAAGACAACAUGAUCCUUGCAGAAUACUACAUGCAGGACAUGCAGUGGCUAGUCAGUGAGUCGCUCCGAUUCAGACUUCCAAGGGACUUUUUCAGAGAUGGCAACGUUUCCCUAAUCAUCAGCAACGUGCAAGAAGAAGAUCAGGGGACCUAUCGCUAUUCUGUUGGCACUGCAAAUGCGUAUGUACAGGGGGAAGUGAAGCUCAAAGUGAACUGUAAACUGAGCUACUUGUGGUGGCUUUUGAUCUUAAUAAUGGUGACUGUAUUGGUGCUGGGGAUCAUCAUUUGUAAAGCUUGCAAGAAGAUUCAAAAAAUUCUAAUAACAAGCCAGAUGGAAAGACUAACAGAAUUGGCUGGAGAAUGAUUGUUUAUGAAUAAAAUAAAUAAAUA